This is a messenger RNA of Carassius auratus (goldfish), 1310 nucleotides long. RefSeq names its product epidermal growth factor-like protein 7. NCBI's taxonomy places the organism in Eukaryota, Metazoa, Chordata, Actinopteri, Cypriniformes, Cyprinidae. Gene Ontology annotation, biological process: anatomical structure development. Bases 655 to 1302 code for a protein of 215 amino acids. The record is from RefSeq and is a predicted model, not a curated record. Gene Ontology annotation, cellular component: cell surface; extracellular region. Gene Ontology annotation, molecular function: calcium ion binding; signaling receptor binding. The transcript is spliced from 6 exons.
GUAAUUUUUGGGAAGCUUUUUAAAUAUAGAAUUUAAUUGUUUUCAUUAUACACAAACACACAAAUCUAGCAACGUUUUUUCAUGAUCGUGAAGACAUGGGCAUGCAUUUUAGGCAAUUCAAAUUUGUCUACAAACCUUAUUUCAAGUCAGUUUAUUUAAAGAAUUCAGUCAGGUUCAUUAUGUUUUCCCAUUUAUUUAUCGGUGUGUCCCGGUAAACUGAGCGGCCGCGGAUGACGUCACGCGGCUCGAGGGUCUCCCGUGAGCUCUUGCGUGAGUGUUUUUCCCGGGACGUCCCGGUGAAGGAGGGGCAGUUACCCCCCUGCACGCUUUGACAGUUGUGAGAGAACUGAUUUGAGUGUGCAAAAACUCCUGAACACGGAGAGCCGAGCCACGGUAGACGCGCGCAGGACUUGCCAGUGCUAAUUUGAGAACACGUGUGCUUUUGGAUUAUUUAUAGGAUUAUUCCAGCCUCUGAGUUUGGUGGGAAACUUUGUUUUUGGGACGCGCCGGGGGACCAGUCUCUUUCUUUUCCUUCUAACAUCCACGCACGAGCGGUUAAUCUCGUGGAUACGAGAGAUUCAGUUGCUGAUAGAGUUGGUUGUACCUGAGGUGGACACACUCACCUAAGCGAACGACAGAUAGAGAGAGAGAGAGAUGUACACAGUGGUGUUGCUCUCCUCCUCUCUGUUUCUCCUGCAUGUGACCUGCACGCCUCAGAUUCACGGUCACCACGGGAGGAGAGUGUGUGUUGGAGAUGCUUGGAGUCGUCGUGUGUCUCGCAGCACAGAGUCGUUUCUUCAGCCCGUACACAAACCCUACAUCACCAUGUGCCAAAACCACCGCAUGUGUAGCACAUACAAGACAAUCUACAGGGUUUCUUACAGGCAGGUGAGCAGAGCAGCUCCUAAUGAACUCUUUUACCCAGAAUGCUGUCCGGGAUGGCGACGCAUGCAUUCACACAACUGUAACCAAGCGGUGUGUGCGCAGUCUUGUGCAAACGGAGGCUCUUGUGUAAGGCCUAAUCACUGUGCAUGUCUAAAAGGAUGGACGGGAAGAUACUGUCAAACAGAUGUGGAUGAGUGUAAGGAAGGUCAUCGGUGCUCACAGAAGUGUGUGAAUACGGUGGGGAGUUAUCGGUGUGUGUGUCAGGACGGAUUCAGUCUGGCUGAAGAUGAAAUAACGUGUUCAAGAAUUCCUGCUCCCUCCCCGCCGCCCACAGGGCCUCCAAAAGCAGACGAGCGCUCAUCCAGAAGCCAUGCUGGUAAGACAUGUAUACAUUAUCAUCAGCCGCAGACAUACUGAUAGAGCAG